Vavraia culicis subsp. floridensis is the source of this 1126-nucleotide messenger RNA. RefSeq lists its product as uncharacterized. Bases 1 to 1005 code for a protein of 334 amino acids. NCBI's taxonomy places the organism in Eukaryota, Fungi, Microsporidia, Pleistophoridae. The transcript has a single exon. The record is from RefSeq and is a predicted model, not a curated record.
AUGUUCUUUCUUUUACUUUCGAUACCAUUACUGAUGAGAUUCGGCAAUUUAUCCGCUACAGCUGUUAGUAACAUGCAUCUUCGUGAUGACAUCAACUUAAGCAACGUGAAUCAAAGACAUGCGCGUCUAAUUGGUCGGGAUCGCGCUGUGUUCAAGUACGUCGCAGAAGGAGAAGAGGAGGCCUCUAGUGAUUGCAUAUUGCUAAAAAUUAACUCGCUCAAAAGCGUUAGUUAUUUGAAAGGUUGGGCGGAUUUGUGGGCUGCAUUUAAUAACUAUUUGCACGAACAACGCGCUCUAUCUAUAAGCUUUAACGCAUUUAUUGAACAGAAUAAGCUAAAUAUUGAAAAAUUUAGUCGAGAUCUUAGAAAAAAUGGGAUUCUUAUUAAUAAAUCAGUGUCGGAAGAGACAUUUGAAAAAUUAGAACCAAUCGACAGUGGAAUUAGCACUGGGGAAGUAUCAAGCACAGGAGGAAGCACGAACACUUCGAUGACGGAUAUAAAUUUGAAAACUUCUGGUGGCAAACCAGCAACGCCCGCUGAAUUUAAGUCCUUUCGUUCGCGAAUACCGGUCCCAAAGAGCGGUUUUUCACCACGAACAUCCACUCCUUGUAUCAAAAACGCGCGAUUCCCUGCAACACCACCGGUUAGUCCAGUUUCUAGAACAGAAAAAUACUCAAGACGUGCAGAGCAUCCAGCGAAUAACUUAAGCCAUUUUCGUAUGCUAAAGCAAAAAAUUGAAUUUGUUUUAAAAUCUCUUCAGACUCAAAAGAAGCGUUCAACAGAUGAGCACACAAGACGUAGCUCGCUCAGCGAUGAUAGCACGACCGAUAACUCACAUCGUCAAAAUUCUGAUUCUAAUGUAUCAUCUAGACGGUUGUCACUGCCUACCCCAAUAAACAACAAUCAGAAUGUUGCAAUAUUAUAUGAUCAUUUAGAAUCGAUAAAAAAAGCUUUGAAAUCUGCCAUCGCGGAUUUUGAAGGCAUUAUCGCAUCUUUAAGUGGUUAAUACUGUCGUUGGAUAAAUGGGUCUUUCUUGGGAUUUAUUGCGAAAAUAUGUUUAGCAUAUCUGACAUAAAUCUAGAGAUGGUAGAUCUCAUGACCGAAUUGGCAACAAUAAAUGAUUAAAU